Gryllus bimaculatus (two-spotted cricket) is the source of this 2929-nucleotide messenger RNA. The record is from the annotation of a GenBank genome assembly. NCBI's taxonomy places the organism in Eukaryota, Metazoa, Arthropoda, Insecta, Orthoptera, Gryllidae.
UCAGUCGCGUUUGUUCCUGUAGUAGUAUUAGGAGUCUCGCAGUAGCUUUAGUUGCGGUUAGUUGUUUCAUGGCUGCUUAGUGUGAUUGUAAGUGAUUCAACUUUGAAUGUGCAUUUAGGCUGCGUUAUUUGUUUUAUUAAGAUGAAUGUGUAAGUGUUAUAAGAUAUUAUGAUGCAGUCCAUUGUGUGGACUGGGAGGCUGUUGUCUCGUGCAUUGUGGAAUGGUUUGUCCAGUUACUCAAAUUGUGCUGAACCGAACUUAAAUAGAAGACAUGAAUCGCGCAUUGUGUCUGCAGUAUGUGGAUUUCCGAAAGAACUAGCAUAUACAAAAUUUAGAAAAGGACAAUUUGGAGAUGAUGCGUGGUUUAUGGCGAAAUACAAGUCUGCAGAUGUCAUUGGGGUGGCGGACGGCGUGGGCGGUUGGCGCCACUACGGCAUCGACCCGGGCGAGUUCUCGUCCUUCCUGAUGCGCACGUGCGAGCGCCUGGUGAGCAGCGGCCGCUUCGCCUCCACGGAGCCCGCGCGCCUGCUCGCCCGCUCCUACCGCGAGCUGCUCGAGAACAAGCAGCCCAUCCUCGGCAGCAGCACUGCUUGUGUUAUCAUACUAAACCGAGAAACAAACAUGGUGCACACUGCCAACAUUGGUGACAGUGGAUUUGUGAUUGUCCGACAUGGGGAAGUGGUGCAUCGCUCAGAAGAACAGCAGCACUAUUUCAACACCCCUUUCCAGCUCUCAUUACCGCCUCCAGGUCACAGUGGGCUGGUGCUAAGUGACAGACCCGAGUCAGCUGACACAACAAACUUCCAGGUGGAGGAUGGAGAUGUCAUCCUAUUGGCUACUGAUGGUGUGUUUGAUAAUGUGCCUGACCAUCUCCUCCUCAGCGAGUUGACCAAAGUGCAGGGAGAGCGAGAUCCAAUCAAGAUCCAAGGAGUGGCCAAUUCCAUUGCCCUAAUGGCCCGCAGCCUUGCUUUUGACAGCAACUUUCUGUCUCCAUUUGCUGAAAGUGCUCGUGAAAAUGGCAUUGAUGCUAUUGGUGGAAAACCAGACGACAUUACAGUUCUUCUAGCCACAGUGGCAAUAUGAAGAAUUUUUUGAAAAUAGUUCACCGCCAUUCUUUUGUAUUAUAUUUUCAUUCUCAUUUUCAUUGUUACUUUAGUAUUUAAAAGAACUCCUGAUGUACACAGGCAAGAGGUAUUGCACAUGCAAGAGCGUCUCCAACAAUGCUGUGUUUAGUGAGGAACUCUUUAAGUGGAGCUUGUUAUUAAGUUAUUAAGGAUUCUGAAUUAGUAAUUGGGAAUGAUUAGAAUUGAUGAACAUUAUCUUGGAGAUAGAAGUGAAAUGGCAAAUUUGCAAUACAAUUUGCUUUAGCAGCCUUGUUAAUGUGAUAAGUAGGCUUCUGAAUUUUGCGAAGCAUAAGAGAGGAGACCUUUUGGAAACUUUGAAAUGAGAUUAUUCUUUUUAUGUUAGGUGAGAAUGCCGAUCAACUUUGCUCACAGAGUUACGUCAUCUGAACAUCAUCAUACACCAUCUGCUUUCAUAUAUGUGCAAUCUGUCUUAUGAUUUUCCAUUUUCUUUUUCUGUGAUCUGAACAUAAUAAUGGUUGUUGUGAAACUUCACUAAAUAUAAGCCAAGAAAACAGCGGAACUGGUUGAUUGGUGCUAUAAUGUUAUGUAUUAACAUAUAUAGUAUUUAUGUAAUGUGUCUCUGCUUUCACUUGUGCACAGGGUGAUGCCAAUGUGGUUGCAGAGUUUUAAGAAUAUAUUGUUAUGACAUUGUUCAAAUGUUGAUGGCAAGUUAGAAAGGUGUGUCUGAUGGUGUAUGCAUUUAAAGAGUGGAUUUGGAGAGAGUAUAAAAAAUCCUUACUGAGAAAGCAAUGGUGUAGAUGUGUUGAAAGUUAGAACUGUGUAGUGAGGGAAUGUUGUGCUAUGUUUAGUUUUUUGUUCAUUUGUGUUUUUUAGACUUCCUGGUAGUAUGUUAUAUGUCUAUGUAGUGUGUAACGUGGCCUAAAGUCAAGUACUGUGUUGUGUCAUCUUUGUCAUGUGCUACUUCCGAUACUGAAGGCCAAGUUAAAAUAGGAAUAGUUUAGAACAUCCAAACAAGUUCGAAAACCAGUUCAUGCCGCUUUUGUGUAACGAAAAUCUAAAUAAAAAUAGUAAAUGAAAAAUAAAUUUAAAAAAAAUAAUGGAAGAUAAACAUAUGGGUCUCUUUAAUCACUACGGAACAAGCAAUAAAGUUAUUUCUCUCUUCAGUAAGUUAAUCACAAUCGCAACAAAGGUUUUAUUAUUUCAUUGUAUUUGCACAUAGAAAGUUAAGAAAAUACAAUUUCAGUGAAUAAUUUUUUUCAGAAUAUAGUCUACCAUAGAGACAAGAUUAGUAUUAUCAUUAUGUUUCCUAAAAUUGAAUAAGUUAAAGAUUAGUAUUUAAUUUCAAUAGUCAUUCAACAUAAGCCCAUAAAUCUGAUAAUCUCUGACUGAAACUGCAGUGUAAACUUGAGCAAAGUAUAUAAGUUCACGAUGUUUUGAUUCAUUGACAGACCAGGCUGGUUUGAUUUGUUUCUUCUAUGUUUUCUACUAGCUUUUAAUUUCGGCAGGAAACUGGUUUUUGAAAUUCUUUUGCAAAUAAUUAACUGGAUUUAGUUUGGAUGCCCUAGAAUAAAUGUUGUAGUAGAUGGUUUUGUAGGCUCUGCCUAGUCAAGAAGGUAGUAAAUUGUGUGUCAUUACCUGUGAAGUAAGGAAAAUGCAUGUUGCUAGAAUGAGAUAUCUUUGGAUAUGGCUGGGAUAAUGCAUGAUUGCAGGGAAACUUGUUAUUGUACAAUGCAAAGUACAUAAAACUUGUUUGUAGUGUUGACUAGCGUCAGUGUUGCAAACUUGCCUGUUGAAAUGCAUUUUUAUGGUAAAAUAUACCAAUAAAGAAAACAAUGGUGUUCUUA